Anastrepha obliqua is the source of this 834-nucleotide messenger RNA. RefSeq names its product calcium-dependent secretion activator-like. Bases 1 to 834 code for a protein of 277 amino acids. The transcript is spliced from 4 exons. Lineage: Eukaryota; Metazoa; Arthropoda; Insecta; Diptera; Tephritidae. The record is from RefSeq and is a predicted model, not a curated record. Gene Ontology annotation, biological process: synaptic vesicle exocytosis; dense core granule exocytosis.
AUGACGGAACGUAUCGGCGAAGAACUUUUUAAUGAAUUAUACGCGGAUAGUUUAUCUGAUUGUCCGAGUGAUUUCGAAAUAAAUUAUAGUGAUUCUGAAAAACACAAUAGUCAAUCACACCAAAAGCAUUUGUAUCGUACUGCUAAUCAACAGUAUCGUAUACAUAAUGAAGUAAUUAAAAGUUGUCUGUAUCCUGCCUUAGCUGAUGUUGCUAGUGAUGCUGGUGGUGCAAUGAAUUGCAUUUCUGGUGUUAGUUACAUUGCUUGCAAUUUGACUAUGACAAGUGCACAUAUUCGUAAAAUCACUACUACAAAUACUAAAAGUAAUAUUAAUCAAUUUUCAAAUCGAACUUUGGCACCAAAUUCCAGUGGUAUAUCACAAGAGACGCUCAACCAAAGCGUUGGCUCAUCACGGGCGAAUUCUCUACCUCGACCAAUAUCGCCGUCACCGUCCGUUGUGAGCGAUAAAAAUGAUGGAGAUGUACAUGAGAAGCAUGGACGUGAGGAAGAAGAUCGAAAACGGCGUAUACAAUUGUACGUUUUCGUUUCACGUUGCAUAUCGUAUCCGUUCAAUGCUAAACAACCGACGGAUAUGACCAAACGGCUGCCGAAAAUUGCCAAGCAACAACUGGAGACGAUUGUUGUGCGAUUCCAAGCUUUCUUGAAAGGUGAGACGCAAAUAAUGGCUGAUGAAGCAUUCCACAAUGCUGUACAAAGCUAUCACGAUGUUUUCCUGAAAUCGGACCGUGUACAAAAAAUGGUGCAGUCUGGAGCCUGCUCGCAGCAUGAUUUCCGAGAGGUUUUUCGUAACAACAUUGAGAAACGUGUAAGGUAA